Molecule: messenger RNA, 1000 nt
Organism: Lytechinus variegatus (green sea urchin)
Lineage: Eukaryota; Metazoa; Echinodermata; Echinoidea; Temnopleuroida; Toxopneustidae
Product: AMMECR1-like protein
Exons: 5
Coding region: 113-901 (262 amino acids)
Source: RefSeq, a predicted model, not a curated record
UGAACCGCAGACUGGUAACCUAUCUCUAUACAUAGUAGGCGAGAGUCACAAUGAACUAGGGAUCGUUUUGUUAGAACAAUCUCCCGUAAUAACUUAAUAGACUACUAGGAAAAUGGCGACCGGCUGCUGUGGAGUAAAGCGUCAGAAAGUUUCUGCUCCUCCCGAAAAUGAAGGAAAUCACCAUGGAUCUUCAACGUCAUGCUCAACUAGAGAUUAUAUUCCGUCUCCAAGGAACGGUUCGGCAGUUAUACCUCGACCAAAUGGCCUUAGCAACGGACUGAAUUCCAGCCUAGCCCGUAUUGUGUGUGAAGAGAUGUGCUAUUUUUGCUUCGAAACUUUGAACAGACAUCUGCACAACGAAGCUCCAGCACCUUCUCCCAAAUUCACCGAUAAACCUUUUCCACUAUUUGUAACAUGGAAAAUAGGUAAAGAAAAGCGUCUACGUGGGUGUAUAGGUACAUUUACUGCUAUGAAUUUACAUGACGGUCUCAGGGAAUAUGCAAUAUCUAGUGCGUUUAAAGAUACACGUUUUCAACCUAUAACCAGGGAUGAGCUAUCACGCCUUCAUGUCUCUGUCUCCUUGCUGCGUCAUUUUGAAGAUGCCAAAGAUUGGGAAGAUUGGAGGGUUGGUACCCACGGAAUUAGGAUAGAAUUCUACAACGACAAGGGGACCAAGAAAUCUGCCACCUAUCUACCUGAAGUCCCUCCUGAACAGGAGUGGACCAAGAAGCAAACUAUAGACCAUCUUCUGCGUAAAGGAGGUUACACGGUACCGGUAAUACGAGACGAGUUUCGCCGUACUAUACGUGUCACCCGUUAUCAGAGCGAAAAACUGACCCAAAGCUAUGCAGAUUACACAGCCUACAACAACGGUCGCCGACAAGCCAACGGACAUAUUUAAUGAUAGCUUUCCGUGUCACCUCUUCCAGGUGGCAGACUUGUUACCAACUUUCAUCCACUUUUUAUAUGUGUAUUUUUAAUUGGUGUUUUAAAGAUACCU